Messenger RNA from Dromaius novaehollandiae (emu), 5927 nucleotides. RefSeq names its product pulmonary surfactant-associated protein A-like. The coding region runs from base 1452 to 2186 and encodes 244 amino acids. The transcript has 14 exons. The record is from RefSeq and is a predicted model, not a curated record. Lineage: Eukaryota; Metazoa; Chordata; Aves; Casuariiformes; Dromaiidae.
UGAGAGCAGUGGCUGAAGCUGGGGUUUCAUGCAUGGCCAACAGGCUGGACAGGGGCACGUGCUGGCAGCCUGGGGUGCUGACACCAAACCACAGCAAGGACUGAUAUUUGUGUAGUCAGAAGUUGGCUUACAGAGACGUUUACUGACAGACAAGAAAUGAAGCAGAAUCAGCCUGUGCAGAGACAUUGCGUGCUCUGAGCAAUUUCCAGAAACACUAACCCAGAGGAGUAUUCGAACAAUAAUGAAGGUUAAGUGUCUAAAGGACAGCAACAAAGAAGCCAUCCGUGAAAUCAGAUCUUUACACAGCUACAGUACAGAAUUCAUGCUUAAUGCUGUGCUGUCCAUGGUCAAUGCUGCGUCACUUCUAGCUGUGACUGUCCUGGGUGGGAUCCAUCUGAAUGAAUACAUGUGGGGCAUGCUGCUUACUGCUGACAUAGUGAGUGUGCAGAAGUGGGGAGAAAAAAAAAAGAAAAAGAAAGUUACCCUGACUGUAACCAAAGGGAAGCUUGGCUUUGACGCUUAACGAACUUGGCAGAGGUAAGGCAUGGAAAGUCUGUCUGUGGGAGGAACAUAUCAGAUGUCUUAAGAAAUAAGAUGCCAACAACUAUAAGCUUCGGUCCUCAUCUUAUACCUGCCUUGCGAACAGCACAUGAAAGCAGACCAGAGCUAUUAACGAUUUUCAGCUGAAAGGUUAUGUAUGGCAUUCCACUGGAAGUGCUGAGUGUUGAUCAUGUCAAUAAAGUCUGGCAACCUCUACAUGCCAGAGCGUGGUCUUGGAUAUCAUCAGGAAAGAAUGCGAGCUUCCCCCAGAAGACAGUGUUCAUUGGAACAGCUUUCUGGUGGAAACCUGGCUGCUCAGCCUUUGUGGGCUCACGCUGGUCUUGCCAAGGAGACCCCCAGCCUGGAUGCCUCGUGUUGCUCUCAUGGCACUGCCACGAGGGAGCCCAGUCUGCCGGGAGCAGUGACACCGCUGAUGGUGCUGUGCCACUUGCCAUCACGGACUGACUGCUGCCCUGAGGACAGGCAACGUUUUGCUCCCCCUCCAGGCAGGCAGUGAAAUGAGAUCGAUGGGGAAAGUCCUGCAGACCUGAUGUAUCUACUCUAUGCCUUUUCCCAGUAGUUAGUCAUUUUCCUGCAUCAGCAGAAGAGAAUGAGAGCUGUUUCAAACAACCUGUUUCAAGAGCAUCCCUGUGCUGUCUUGGGAAGCAUCAAAUGAGGACAAAUGUGCCUGACCCUUUCCAGCUGCUGCUGCUGCUGUGUUUGGUAAGAGAGAACGCAUACAUUGGACCUGGAAAAAGGAAUAAAAGUGCUUAUAACAGCAAUAACAAUCAUAAUAUGUGGCAUUUCCUGGGAAUUCAUUACCAGUUGGGGUCUCUACAGUAAAGAUGCAAAGCAGCUUCAUUUUAUUGUGACCAUCAGACCUGAACAGCAGCUUGCUGCCCUGAGCAAUCAUGUUGUCCUAUUCAUUCUACGUGGUUGCAGCAGUAGCUGCUUUUCUCGGGUCUUGCCAUGCACAGGAUAAGUGCGCAGGAAUACCUGGACUACCUGGUACUCCCGGAGCUAAUGGGCUGCCUGGAAGGGACGGAAGGGAUGGUCUCAGAGGAGAACCGGGUCCACCAGGUCCCAUGGGACCCUCUGGAGGUCUGAUGGGGCCUCCUGGAAAAGAUGGGCUUCCUGGACCUCAAGGACUCAAGGGAGAGCGAGGCGAGAAAGGAGACACUGGACCACCAGGUCUACCUGCUUCUCUUGACACGGAAUUACAAAAUGUUUUAGUAAGUUUAAAACAUCGGCUUGCCAGACUCAAAGGCGUGCUUGCUUUGAACACGAAAAUAACAGAAGUAGGAGAGAAAAUACUUGCCAGCAAUGGGAAGGAAGUUAAUUUUGCAUCUGCACUAAAAUCUUGUGAAGAAGCUGGAGGAACUCUUGCAACUCCCAUGAAUGAGGAGGAGAAUAAAGCUAUUUUGGGUAUUGUGAAACAGUAUAACCGAUAUGCUUACCUGGGCAUUAGAGAGAGUGAGACUUCAGGUCAGUUCAGCUAUAUGAAUGGCACACCUCUGAAUUAUACCAGGUGGCGUCAAUAUGAGCCAAAUGGCAAAGGGACAGAAAAAUGUGUAGAGAUGUACACUGAUGGAAGCUGGAAUGACAAAAAAUGCAAUCUGUAUCGCCUCACAAUCUGUGAAUUUUAAAGAAUGGCCUUUCAGCCACCUGAGAAUAUGGAGACCAUGAAAUAUUGUGUCUCAGCUUUAUACAGUAUAAUUUCUGCAAUUUUUCUAUGCCAGAAAAUCUAAAAUGAAUCAUAUUUUGGUAUUUUUUAAUCCUUUAGAAAAUUCCAGGUGUAGUAGAUGAUUAACUUAAUUAAAAUGUGCCUAAUUUGUUGCACUUAUCUCUGUUUUAGAGGGCUGGAAAUAACUCAGAAUUCAUUGUUCAUGACAGACACUGUCUCAAUGCACUGUGCCUAUGUAGAGAUUAGAGGAAAAUUCCAGGGCUUGACUUGGGAUAUUAGAAAAGUUAGAAGUUAAAAUACUCUUUGGAUUCAUAGUGGAAAUAUUUCCAAGUAUUUAAUUAUUUCUGCCUUAAGAGAGAUGCACAGCAGUUGACUUCACCAUAGCAGUUAUAGGCUUGGGUUUUGUACAUCUCUUUGAAGUGUAGGGCUUGUGUUAUGCCAUAUCGAAGUGUGCAUUGAUAAGUUCAGCAUCCAUACAGUAAAAGCACCAAUUACAGUUCAUUUUCUUAGUUAAAUCAGAAGCUACUGUCGAUAAAAAAUUAAGAUAAACAUUGCAUUUUAUCUAUGUAAACAUAUGAAAAUGUAUAUAAAAUAUUAAAGAUUGCAUUUUGUCACUAAAACAUUACAUUCCCUCGUAAAACUAUGACCUGUAGAACUUUGUAGUGUUAGGCCACUUUCGUCUCACAAACCACCAAAUAAGCACAUACUGUUUUAGUGGAGCAGCUAAAGUUGGAAGUACUAAUUCAAAAACAAGCUAUUUCUCUACUGAUGUCAUGCCAGCAACCACAAAAUCAGGCCAUGAUUCAAAUCCACUAGGAUCAAGAAGAGUCAUUUCACUAAGUCAGAGGUAUUUCUCACCCCAAUUCAAUUUGAGUAGUUGGUUGGGCAGUGAGAACUUGGGUAAGGGCCACAAGUAGCAAAUUCACACAAUUACCCCGCAGCAGGGAAGCAGGAAAUUUUCCCACCAAAUCAGGGAGAAAAAGUACUGGAGUUUAAACACAUGGGUAAACACUUAUACUCCAUCUUCCCCUUUUCUUCUCCUCUUCUGCUGCAUGUAUAUGCACGGCUCUUUGCAGAGAUCCUGUAUAAAGUUGGACAUCACUCUGGGCAGCAGGGGAACUCCAGGCAACCUUAGCUUACAUGGUGGAAAAGGUGGGAUCUGUCCCCACGGCCCUUUCAAGCCCUGUUGAGUAUGAAAGCUUUUGUGUGUUCAGACUGAGGAGAUGAGGGAUGCUUUUGGCACCAGAGGGUUCAUGUUCAGCAUCACCCCCAACACUUCAGUCCAUCUAGGAUUGGGCAGGACUUGGAAACGGGAGGAGUACUCCCAGACCCACAGAUUGGACAGAUUUCAAAGUGCGAAACUUCUUUACAAAAUAGCUAUCCCAAAGACCUAUGACCAUGAUGCUACUUUGUCCAAAAAUUACAAAUGGAAAGGGGAUAGAUCAUUCUGUGGCUGAAAUUCUGACUUUGAGAGAAGAGAAGGCUUAACUAAUGCUUUUUGACUUUUCCUACAUUUAGCUCUGACAAGUUGCGUUACAGCUGCUAGAGAAAGUUGUGAGUUUAACUUAAAACUACCUCUACCUCUUGAGUUUUAAUUAUUUAGUAAGAUCUAACAAGCAAACCAUUUUAAAUCAGUAUUUAUGUCUUUCAAACAUACAGCUUCUUUGUUAGAGCAAGAUGAUUAACUAGCAUAAGAAGGUAUCAUGUUGGAGAAAGAGCCGCAAAAUUGCUACACUAAUAUGGCCUUCUGUCAUCCAGACCAUUUUCGUGUAUUCAUUUACAUAGAUCUCCAACAACAUUUGGGGUAUCCUCUUCAAUUGGCUAAACGCUGAUGUAUUUCAGUCACAUGUGUGCUUACAACAGGACUAUACAAAUCUUUUAUUAAAAUCUUCAGUGUUUAAAAUCUCACAAAUGACUUAUCAGAAUAUAUCACCCAUCUUUAAACAGAUUAACACUUUAAAACAUUUAGGUGCUUUUUACCCAGUUAAGAAAAUCUAUUUUUGAGUCUAAAGCUAAUUUUUUAGCUCUACAUCAACAAACAAAGGUCCUAAGCUAGGUCUCCAAGUCCAAUUCCUUCUACUUAAGCCAUUACAAUUAAAAAAACCAAACCAAACACACACUGCUUAGAAAUAAAAACCCCACAGUCCUCUUAUAUGGUCAAAGAACUUCUAGACAGCAGUUUCAUCUGUAUGAUUCCCAGUGUGAUUGGUAACAUUUCAGGUAAUGCAACUAAACUCCUCAGGUAUUUUCAUAAAAUAUCUCUCCUUUUAGCAUCAUACUCAUUUCUUCUUUUUCUGUGCUUGAGCAUUCCCUGAUACCAUUCUGAAGUGGGCAUCCUUGUUCUGUGUCCUAAUUCUUGACUAUAUCUCAUGUAUAAAACAGAAGAUAUCAAAAAGAAUAUCUAUCAGUUUCCUGCCUUCUCCUCAAACAACUGCGCCAGCUUUUUUUUAAUUUUUUUUGAGUGGUCUUUUAUCUCUUAACUUCAAUGGACUUCAAAAAACAGAAGUCCAGACUCAACUGUCAUACACAGAAGAAAUAAGUAAUAUUGCAUAAUAAAAGAUAUCGUACAGAUACACUUGCAGUUAAUUUAUAUUUCGUGGGAUUUGUGUAUGCUGUGACAAUUAAAAUCCUGGUGAGAAUAUAACAAUUUUUAACUACCUAUGUACAUGCUGAGUACAACGCUAUGUGCUUAUUCUUUUCAGUUCCACAAAGGAGCAGAAAAGUAUCCUGGAAUCAUUAUAUAUGAGAAAAAUGCUAGCUAAAAGAAUAACAUAACUCAGUUUAAAUGCUUAAAUGCUGUUUAAAAUACUCGUAAGUAUUCCAGUCUAUUUUUUGUGAAAGAAAAAUCUGACUUCUGAGUUUAUACAUCAAUGAAGUCCCUUUUUAAAAUGGAAAAAAAAAGGGCAGGUCAAAUAGAAGCAGAACAAAUUGUUUCUCCAUCUGUUUUUAAAGGCUAAAUGAGUUUGAUAAAAUCUUUCCUUAAAAAUACAACAAGCAAAAAUAAUUGCCUGGUGCAUAAUGACAGGGCCAGGCAAAAGUCAAUUUAGUCUUUAUUUUUAAUUUAUAAUACUUUGCUACAAAAAAACCCAACCCAACAGCAAGACCUUUCAAUUCAGACAGUACAUUUUUCUUUUCUCAAAUGUUACAGAAACAGAUUUUGAGAAGUAGGGUCUCAGUGCAAGUAAAAAUUUCAGAAAAAUUCAGUCCCUUGUGAAAUUGGUUGGGUAUCACAUUAGAGGUCUAAUACAAUUGUUAUUAAUUAAAGUAUAUUUAGUAUCGGUGGACUUUGGCUACAAAUGAUGGAUAUUGAUUUCAGAGGGAAUUCUCUCUAAUCUGGAAUGAUAUCUUAUAACUGUGUAAUUUAAUUAGGUGUUUUAGCUUAGAAAUACUAUGAGCAAUUUUGGGUAUUCAAAAACCUCUCUUCCCCCCUCGCAGUCCUGACUGUAUGUAAAGAAAUUGACCUUAGAUAAAGCAGAUAAAUGUGUUAUUUUUGUUGGCUUUCUGAUUUUUGUGGAAAAACGAUGAAAACAAGCCACAUAGUUCUUGGGGGAAAUUAUUUUGAAAUUCAACCUUAAAUGAACAUAAUAAUUGACAGGAUGUGAUACAGGGCAGUAGGGCUACCCUAUCUUGUAUAGAUCGUGAUUAGUACCUCCUUUAUAUAUAUGUGCGUGUGGUGUGACGUGUAUAUAUGUAUGUAUGUAUG